This is a messenger RNA of Melospiza georgiana, 1065 nucleotides long. RefSeq names its product deleted in azoospermia like (gene DAZL). Bases 1 to 1065 code for a protein of 354 amino acids. The record is from RefSeq and is a predicted model, not a curated record. Gene Ontology annotation, molecular function: protein binding; mRNA 3'-UTR binding. Lineage: Eukaryota; Metazoa; Chordata; Aves; Passeriformes; Passerellidae. The transcript has 11 exons.
AUGGCGGCGGCACCACGAGCGGCGCCUCGCCUGCCCGAGGUCCUACGUCCCCCCCUGCUGGAGCAAAGGCCCGGCGACGCCCGGAGUGCCGCGGGCUCCUCGGCCCGCACCGGCAUGCUGCUUGCUGUUUGUUCUUUCUAUGUGAGAAACGUGCUUUGCGACUGUAGCGCUGACGCUUCAAACACCAUACGAGCAGCACAUGUGGAGACCCAGCGUUCAAGUGCCACGGAGGGCACUGCCUAUUCAGCAACAGUCAGUCAGGGCUAUGUUUUACCAGAAGGAAAAGUCAUGCCCAACACAGUCUUUGUUGGUGGAAUUGACAUAAGGAUGAAUGAAGCAGAAAUUCGGAGUGUCUUUGAACAAUAUGGUACUGUGAAGGAGGUGAAGGUCAUCACUGACAGAACUGGUGUUUCAAAGGGGUAUGGAUUUGUGUCUUUCCUGGACAAUGUGGAUGUUCAAAAGAUAGUUGAGUCACAAAUCAACUUCCACGGUAAAAAGCUGAAACUGGGGCCAGCAAUCAGAAAACAACAAAAUUUAAAUUCCUGUGUGCAUCCCAGACAAAUAGUUCUUGGUCCUCCUCCACCACAGUUCCAGAGUGUGUGGGGUAAUCAGAGUAUGGAGACAUAUGUGCAGCCUCCAGCUGUCAUGAACCCAGUAACACCCUAUGUUCAGCCCUAUCCAUACAGUUCAUCACCAGCUGUACUGCUAAAGCAGCAAGUUCCCAUAGGAUAUCAACCUGCUUACAACUAUCAGGCUCAACCACAGUGGCUUGCUGGGGAGCCAAGAAAUUAUGUAAUACCUCCAACUCCGGUGUAUACUUCAGUGAACUAUCAUGGCUCUGAGGAUCCAGGAUUUAUACAGAUGGAAUGUGCUGUUCCAGAGCCCACGCAGUUGCCUAGCAGCCCACAAAAGAAGUCUGUGGACAGGGGCAUGCAAACAGUACUAUCCUGUCUGUCUAAUCCUGAGAACCAGCUGACAAAUGACUUUGUAUCACAAGACAGCAAUGUAAAGGAGGGUAAGACAUACCACUUCAGAAAAGGAAAGACAGUACACAAAGCCAUUUGA